AACAGCCGUAACUACCCAAGGUUGCUGGCAAGCCCAAUGUCGCCGAUUCCGCAAAACUAUGUUGGCUAACACAUAUAAACAUGUCAACAACCACCUCGCCGCGCCUGGACUGCUCCCGCGCAUACAAUCCCAAUCCUGCCGCAGAGUCUCCUCGUCUGCUCUCCGCACACAGCUAAACCAGCUACCCCAACGCCGUCUUCCGCUCUUCUACGACUAUCUCACCCCGCAACAAUCGCAUCUCCUCAAUCUAUCUCUCGCCGGCUUCGUCCCUGCCACAGCAACCGUUAACAAUGCCAAAUCAUCUCCAACGACUGCAUCAACAACCCUCCCAUCCUCAACUUUGGACCCACCGCCUAUGCCUGCCGGUCAUCACCUAGUUUAUUUUCCACCACAGAUCCCCAUCUCCCAACUCUUACCAGACGGUACGGAUAGAUUACAUUCCCCAGGUUCACCCUUUAAUAGACGGAUGUGGGCCGGGGGUUGGGUGAGAUUGUGCAAAAAAAAUCACAAUAAUGAUUGUAAUACGGCUAGGUCUGGAAAGCAUAGACCGCUGCUACUCAGCGGGCGACGUGCUGUGUGCAUCGAAGGUAUUCGAGAUGUGUCCGUGAAGGGCAAGGAGGGGGAUGAGAAGGUGUUUGUGGGUGUUGAGAGGCGGAUGGCUGUUGUUGGGGAGGGGGAGGAUGAGGAGACGAUUAGAGGAAGGGUGUGGACUAAGGAUGAAGCAGAGUGGGGAGACGCGGCUGUGGUUGAGCGGAGGAAUUUGGUUUUUAUGAGGGAUAGGGCGGGGAUCUUGGACGGAGGCGUAAAUGAUACACGUUUUAGGAGGGUUGUAAAGGCACCAACCAACCCAGACUUUAGUCACCUUCUCAUCCCAUCACGGUCCCUUCUAUUCCGCUACUCAGCGCUCACCUUCAACGCGCACUCCAUCCACCUGGAUCCCAGCUACGCUCGAGAGGUCGAGGGAUAUCCGGACGUACUGGUUCACGGCCCGCUUACUCUCACUCUAAUGCUCACAGUUUUCCAGAACCACAUAUCUGAUGCAUCUGCUAGGCGGCCGGUAAUUGGAAGCAUUGAGUAUCGCAACCUGGCACCCCUGUUUGUGGAACAGGAGAUGAGGAUAUGUGCUAAGCGGAAAGGCAAUGGCGAGCGUGCUAGUGCUGGGGCGUGGGAUAUAUGGGUAGAGGGGCCUGAUGGAGGGCUCGCAGUUAAAGGAACUGUGCAUAUAUUGUACCAACAAUGA
This is a messenger RNA of Histoplasma capsulatum G186AR, 1240 nucleotides long. RefSeq lists its product as uncharacterized. NCBI's taxonomy places the organism in Eukaryota, Fungi, Ascomycota, Eurotiomycetes, Onygenales, Ajellomycetaceae. Gene Ontology annotation, molecular function: (3R)-hydroxyacyl-[acyl-carrier-protein] dehydratase activity. Bases 59 to 1240 code for a protein of 393 amino acids. The record is from RefSeq and is a predicted model, not a curated record. Gene Ontology annotation, cellular component: mitochondrion. The transcript has 2 exons.